Messenger RNA from Haemonchus placei, 513 nucleotides. The record is from the annotation of a GenBank genome assembly. Lineage: Eukaryota; Metazoa; Nematoda; Chromadorea; Rhabditida; Trichostrongylidae.
AUGGAGGCACCAGGACCGUCAGAAGGAUCACCUGAAUGUUCUCCACAACCAGUCACGACCAUUGGUUCAAUGCAAGAGAGUAUGGUAAAGCCCGAUGUCGGCGACAAUCAGCCCUCUCAAAAUCUGGGCGCUUCGACUCCUAUUCGCAUUAUGUCCACUGUCACACCGGUUCGGGAAGCGCCUCAUCAACCUCGCCUUCCUCCGGGAGUUCGAGUUGUACGUGGAUCGUCUGCUGGUUCAGGAACAUCCUCAAUGCGCAUGUCGAACCACCAAGUGCGUACAGUGUUGGGUACAGGGGCUUCUCAUCCUGGGCGCAUGCUGGCUUCCGGAGCCACUUCGCCUAAUUCAUCGGGAGCCGUUCGUAGUGCACCCAUUAGAACAGUGGUAGGUGCUGGAUCUGGUAUGCGUGUAAUGCAACAGGGAGGACGAACAUUGAUUGCGGUACCAAGCGGCUCUCGCCUCGCGGCUACGCUUUCAUCCGUAGCUGCUCGAGCUGCUCCUGUCGAACUGUCG